AUGAAGUUUGGUAUCCCAGACUCGGACUCUGAUUCCGACGACAACUUUGUCGGCGUUGUCCAAGAUGACGUUAGUUACUUGUCUGACGAGAGUGAUGAUCUUCCCAUGCCAGACCUCACCCGGCAACCACUGUCCAAACUCGGCAUCGCGAUCCGCAACACUCUGGUGUUUAGCGAUAGCGAAGACGACACCAACUCUGAAGAUGAGGUUGGUGAUCUCCUCGACGGCAUGUCUACCACCUCGAAAACAAGUUACCGUAAUCCCAAGAAGGAGAAGCGCUCUGCUCCUCCACCAGCACCGCGGCGCGCCCCAUCCGGCGCGCGUAAACCCAACCACAAAGUCCCCGUCGCUGGUCCAAGUUGGCGCCCCUGGGAGCCGACUGUGGCUGACCUUCUCCGGGAUAACGGCCCCAGCGAGUACACCAAGUGGAUACGUGCGACCGAGGCCGACGCGUGGAAGCACGGCCACCGCAAGGCUGCAGAACGCCAGGCUGAGCUGGACCAAAUCAGGUCGAACAUCCGCAAGGAGCAUGACCGAAAGCAAAAGAUCCAGGGCGAUCGUGAUGCUGAUGAACUGCUGGCCAUGAUGGAAGGGCUUGCUGUCCGCGCCGAGGCCGAGGAGAAGGAACGCACCCGCCGCUUCCAAGAACGACAGGCGCAGCUUUGGGCGGACAUUGACGCGGCGAUCAAGGAGUCUGAGCGUCGCCAUGGGGAGGAGCUGGCUGCGCGUGCGACUGCUGAACGCAAGCGCAAGGAGGACGACGAGGCGCGGGCUGUGGCCGCGGAGAAAGAGGCGCUCGCGAGGAAGGCAGAGGCGGAGCGCGUAGCCAAGGAGAAGGCAGAGAAGGAGGCGGCAGACCGCGCAGAAGCGGAGCAGAAGCAGAAGGAGGCACAGGCCGCGCAGGCGGCAGCUCAGCGCCAGGAGGACGAGAGGAGGGCUGCGGCUGACACCUCCUUGCAUGGGCGCCGUGAGUGGGCCAAGUGGGUCGACGUGCAGAAGCGCAUGAAGGCGGAGGUCAUUAAUCCCCUCAAAGCCAACAAAGAGAUGCGUGAUACGCUGCUUCCCACUAUGCGCUUAAUCAAGCGCUGGAUUGGGCAAGUCGUCAACACGCAGGAGAAGAUUCUCGCCGUUACCAACGACCUCUGCGCCAAGUUCAACGAACAGCUCUCCUCCCCACCAAGUGCCGCCAACCCAAUAAAGCUCACCGAGCAACUGCACCUUCCGUACUACUACUUGCUGUCGCACACUGCCAAGGCACUCAUCCGGCAGGCUGUGCGGGAAGUCGAGGCCAAGCCCGAGGCCGCCUUCCCUCUUGCCCGUAUAAUCAUGGGCGUCAUGCUUCGUGGACACCCCGCGUUUGGCAGCGUGGUGUACGCUCGCCUGGUCAAGAAGUGUCCCUUCGUUGUGCCGUACUGGCCAGUUCGGGUUGAGGGCCAGUCGCGGGAGGAAUACGAGCAGUCGACCGGCCAGCUUGUCGACGAGAGUCACUCCGAGUACAUCCGGCGCAUGAUCGGCAUCGUGCGCAUGUACCUUGCAGUUCUGGCGCUCCCGUUGGGGAGUCUCGCACACACGCUUCCCGCGCAACCGACGCCGAAACAGCUCCUCGAGCUCGUCCCGGAAGAGUGGCGCCUUCCGGCCGCAUGGACUUGGGUCGCGACCGCACUCAAGGCCAAUCUCGCUAAGCACCCCGCUGUCGGACCGCUCCUCCUUGCGCACCUCGAGACAGUCGGCCCUGCCCUCGUCAAGACGUACGGUGCACAGCAAAUGAAUAAAAUCCUCGUGGCCGAGAGGGCAGGUGUUGAGAGCGGCGCGAUCCGCUGCGACACGGCAGCAACGCGCGCAACAAUCAAGUCAUUUAUCGAUACAUGGGAGCAGACGCACCAGCUCCCGGCGCCCAAGGGCAUCAACUGGUAG
This is a messenger RNA of Cutaneotrichosporon cavernicola, 1914 nucleotides long. RefSeq lists its product as uncharacterized. Lineage: Eukaryota; Fungi; Basidiomycota; Tremellomycetes; Trichosporonales; Trichosporonaceae. The transcript is spliced from 6 exons. Gene Ontology annotation, cellular component: cytoplasm; nuclear pore; nuclear pore cytoplasmic filaments. Gene Ontology annotation, molecular function: phospholipid binding; inositol hexakisphosphate binding; translation initiation factor binding. Gene Ontology annotation, biological process: poly(A)+ mRNA export from nucleus. The coding region runs from base 1 to 1914 and encodes 637 amino acids. The record is from RefSeq and is a predicted model, not a curated record.